GGCCAGCAUGUCAGUGCAUCAGCGUAUCAUUGUGUUGGGAAGAUUUUAAUUUUUUUGCUGUUGUUGUUGACAGAAACAACUAAAUUUUACAUGACAGAGAUAAUUAUCCAGCCAUCCGAGGGGAGUUUUCCUAACAUACCAAGGUCCCAGUUUGUUCAGAGUGUUGUUGCCCAGUGUCUGGUGGAACUCUCCUCCACAAGAAGCACUUUCAGGUUCACAGUUCAAGGUCAGGAUGGCAAAGUGUAUAUUUUGCUCUGGAUUUUAAACUCAGACAGUUUGGUGAUUGAACCCCUGAGAAGAUCUGGGUGUGUGAGGAAGUUCCCACUGUUGGAAGAUACAUCGGAAGCUGACUCCAGCUCUGCCUGUAAUGCCAUAAAAGUCCUCUACCAGCCCUGCAUCAAAAGCAGGAAUGAAGAGUAA
Molecule: messenger RNA, 420 nt
Organism: Psammomys obesus (fat sand rat)
Lineage: Eukaryota; Metazoa; Chordata; Mammalia; Rodentia; Muridae
Product: E3 ubiquitin-protein ligase E3D-like
Exons: 3
Biological process (GO): protein monoubiquitination; protein autoubiquitination; protein polyubiquitination
Cellular component (GO): nucleus; cytosol; ubiquitin ligase complex
Molecular function (GO): ubiquitin protein ligase activity; cyclin binding; ubiquitin conjugating enzyme binding
Source: RefSeq, a predicted model, not a curated record